Hyposmocoma kahamanoa is the source of this 1205-nucleotide messenger RNA. RefSeq lists its product as uncharacterized. NCBI's taxonomy places the organism in Eukaryota, Metazoa, Arthropoda, Insecta, Lepidoptera, Cosmopterigidae. The record is from RefSeq and is a predicted model, not a curated record. The coding region runs from base 2 to 1045 and encodes 347 amino acids. The transcript has a single exon.
AAUGUUGCACUACUGGCUACUCUUCGCACUUUCCUGGUUUGGUUACGUUAGUACUCAAUAUAUUAAUACGGACGGGCCGGUCGAUGAAACUGUCCUAGAACCAUUAGAAGGCACCUUGCGAUCCUCCCUACAACAUAUUCAAUUUUAUAACUUGCCCGAGACCCAAUUAGACGACGCGGCGUUUUACCCACAACAAGAUGGCGAACAGAACUUCCAGAGAAUAAGACGCACCGUGCUCACCGCAGACCAACAACGGAAUAAAAAAUUAAAUGAUGAAACUGCAGAGCCUCUUUGGCUACCAAACCUCGUAGACACUGACCAAACGACUUACCUACACAGUGACAGCAAGAGCCCUAUUGUUUUACAGGAAUUUGCAGGAACAAUUGAGACAAACUCUUCGGAUUCAAUUAUUCCAAAUAUUUUCACUGCAGUGGAAAAAAGAAGUUUUAGUCCCUGGGGCGGAAAGAGAGACGGCAAACCUAUAUUCGAACAUAUGUGGACUUGGCGACGUCCCAAUUCCUUAAAAGAGCCUAGCAUGCCGAAGAGUGCUAAAAGGGUGCGAUUCAGCCCAUGGGGUGGAAAGAGAAGUUCACCUCUAAUAUAUAAACAUGGCGCAAAAAACUCUAAAAUUAUACUAUCCAACACACCCGAAAUAACACGUUUCCUGUCAAAGUACUUACCGAAUGGAAAUAGAAUCAGCUUGGCUGGCUUCGAAGUGCUUAAAUCUUUGGAUAAAAGACAACCGAUUAGAGUACUGGCACUAACUACAAAAACUGAUGACAACGGUAAGGGGGAAGCUCUGCCGUUUAAUACUUUUUUUGAAACUUUACCAAAAAUAUUCAGACCUGGCCACCCAUAUGCUGACAUCAACCUAAAGAAGGACGGAAAGAGGAAGAUGAAGUUCAGUGCUUGGGGUGGAAAAAGAGCUCCACCGAUCAUCGGACCCAUCUGGACACCCACGUCGCAACUCGACAAAGACUCGACAUUAGAUGCAUUGCUAUUGGUCAGAGACAGAAAGAAGAUUUUAGCGGCAAAGGCACUGUAACUUGGAAUACUGAAAAAAUAAUUUCGUAACUCCCGUAAUACAGUAUUUUGAAUUCUAUGUAGGAGUCACGACAUGUGGCAUUAUUUUCAAGUAGCUGUAGCCUCACAUAAUAUGUUAUAGUUGUAAGUGCCAUAAAUUGUAUAGCAAUUAUAAAAAAAUA